Molecule: messenger RNA, 1282 nt
Organism: Panicum virgatum (switchgrass)
Lineage: Eukaryota; Viridiplantae; Streptophyta; Magnoliopsida; Poales; Poaceae
Product: auxin-responsive protein IAA31-like
Exons: 3
Coding region: 220-885 (221 amino acids)
Biological process (GO): regulation of DNA-templated transcription
Cellular component (GO): nucleus
Molecular function (GO): protein binding
Source: RefSeq, a predicted model, not a curated record
CCUCGGUCGCACGGCCACACGCCCCGGCGGCCGGCCAUGGCCACUCCUCUAUAAAGCUUCCUCACACACCACGGCACGGCACCACCCACACACACGCACAAGCUCAUCGCCCAGCUCAGCUUCGACUCGUCUCGAGCAAGAAAUAGCUUUCGUCGCCAACUCGUUUUCUUGGAGGAGGGCCGGCCGGCGAGAGAUUUAUUUACGGUUGAGGAGGAGGAGAUGGAGGUCGCCGCCGCCGCCGCCGGCGCCGCCGCCGCAGCGAGCUACGUGGCCGACGACGUUGACAGCUGCCUGAAGGCGACCGAGCUGAGGCUCGGCCUGCCGGGCACCGAGGAGACGGCGCCGCCGACGCCGCCGUCCACGCCCAGGGGCAAGAAGCGCGAGGGGAACAGCGCCGCCGCCGAGGAGGCAGCCAAGACCGCGCCGCCGGCCGCCAAGGCUCAGGUGGUGGGGUGGCCGCCGGUGAGGUCCUACAGGAAGAGCUGCUUCCAGCAGUCCAGCAGCGCCGCCAAGAGCAAGCCGGCGCCGGCGCCGGAGGAGAAGGCCCCGGCCGCGCCUGCCGCCGCCGCCGGUGGAAACGCGGCGCUGUUCGUCAAGGUGAGCAUGGACGGAGCCCCCUACCUGAGGAAGGUCGACCUCAAGAUGUACAAGGGCUACCGCGAGCUCAGGGAGGCCCUGGAGGCCAUGUUCCUCGGCUUCUCCGGCGGCGGCGCCGACGCGCCGGCCGUCAACCCCUCCGACUUCGCCGUCACCUACGAGGACAAGGACGGCGACCUCAUGCUCGUCGGAGACGUGCCCUUCGACAUGUUCAUCAGCACCUGCAAGAGGUUGAGGAUCAUGAAGGGAUCUGAAGCCAGAGGCCUGGGGUCAGUGAAGAACAACUGAGGUUGCAGGAUGCAUGUCUUGUGCACGAGCAGAUUCUUUUGUUCUUUUGGAUUGGAAUCUCCAAGGCAUGGACAUGUUUUCACCAUCUCCCCUUGUCCGGCUCGACUCGAUCUUCAACACACCAUGGAAACGAGACAAAGGCUAAGGACGCAACAAGGUCGAGAAAGAGGAGUGAGUUGAGCUUGCAAGGAGAGAGAGCUUUGUGCAUCAAAGUGCAUGCAUGCGUGGAUGUGUGGUCACUUUGUUUCUAUUUCUCUCUCUUUUUUUUUCAUUGCUACUACUAGGGUGUUAGCAACACAAAAGGAGUGGAGAUUCGAGUUGACAUCUCCAUGUGUGUUUGUACAAAGCCAAAGAUCACUUUUAAGUUAUAUCUAUCAGUGCUUGGUUACUUGUGUAA